This is a messenger RNA of Dama dama (fallow deer), 544 nucleotides long. Its product is annotated as large ribosomal subunit protein uL24-like. Gene Ontology annotation, cellular component: cytosolic large ribosomal subunit; ribosome. The transcript has a single exon. The record is from RefSeq and is a predicted model, not a curated record. Gene Ontology annotation, molecular function: RNA binding; structural constituent of ribosome. NCBI's taxonomy places the organism in Eukaryota, Metazoa, Chordata, Mammalia, Artiodactyla, Cervidae. The coding region runs from base 44 to 481 and encodes 145 amino acids. Gene Ontology annotation, biological process: ribosomal large subunit biogenesis; cytoplasmic translation.
GCUCUUCCCUUCUGUGGCCAUCGCUGAAGCGCCGGCGGCCAAAAUGAAGUUCAAUCCCUUUGUGACUUCUGACCGAAGCAAGAAUCGAAAGAGGCAUUUCAAUGCGCCUUCCCACAUUCGCAGGAAAAUUAUGUCUUCUCCUCUUUCUAAAGAGCUAAGACAGAAGUACAACGUUCAAUCCAUGCCCAUCCGAAAGGAUGAUGAAGUUCAGGUUGUACGAGGGCACUACAAAGGGCAGCAAAUUGGCAAAGUAGUCCAGGUGUACAGGAAGAAAUACGUCAUCUACAUUGAACGAGUGCAGCGGGAGAAGGCUAACGGCACAACUGUCCAUGUGGGCAUUCACCCCAGCAAGGUGGUUAUCACUAGACUAAAACUGGACAAAGACCGCAAAAAGAUCCUCGAACGUAAAGCCAAAUCUCGCCAAGUAGGAAAGGAAAAGGGCAAAUAUAAGGAAGAAACAAUUGAGAAGAUGCAGGAAUAAAGUCAUCUUGUCUACAGCUUUCAUUAAAAACUGUUAAAAUGAAAAAAAAAAAAAGCAGACACA